AUGGUGGAUGAGAGUUCCUCUGGAUCGUCAGGUUGCGACUCCCAACCAGGACCAUCCUCGUCUUGUUCAGACUUCGUCAGAGGCUGGCAAGAAAGACAAGCGUAUGUGCGACCUAGCGGGAAUUUAGUGCUGAUGUUGGCCGAAAGGGAACGAGGUUGUUCUAGGAAUGGCGUACGUCAUGUUCGAAAUCGGCGAGAGUUCUAUUCAACAGUGGCCAUGGAUAGAGUAGUAGAGGUUCCAGAAACCCGCCAUAUGCAAGAUCAUGUUGUUUCUUGGACUCCAGAUGGAUCGCGUUUGAUUACAUUCCGUAUAAAUUUACGAUCUGUUAGGAUUUUUCGUUAUUUGGGUGUGGAAAGGGCUCGCGGUAGUGCCCCUGAAGAUCUGUGUGAGCGCCUGUUCUCAUUGCAAUCUGAAGUGAUGAUGAUGAUGGGUUCUUCGCGUCUUGAAAGUGCCUUGUUACGUACGGAUUGCAUGCUUUUCACGGAUGAUGGCAAGUACAUGGUUGUGGCAACAACAGCACCUGCUCCUGACCAGCUUAUUACGAUUCCUAUGGUUUACCCGAAUCACGAAGCGCUUCCUUUGAUCAACUAUAGUUUAGAAAUUUAUACUUUUUUCACUAUUGAUUUAGAGAAAGGAUGCAUAGCUCACUUUGUCAUGUACAAUUUUGAUAGGAUUAAUCUUACUCAUGGUGUUGCAUUGUGUGGAUCAACAAUGAUGAUCAUGUCCUUGCAGAAACAGGUAUUCUUUAUAAGUUGAUG
Molecule: messenger RNA, 758 nt
Organism: Strongylus vulgaris
Lineage: Eukaryota; Metazoa; Nematoda; Chromadorea; Rhabditida; Strongylidae
Source: the annotation of a GenBank genome assembly